AUGCCUUCGCCUUCCCGCGAUCACCAGAGUCAAAGCUCUCUCUCUCUCUCUCUCUCAGGUGCUAUAUUUCCUAUGGCGUUUGCAAAUUUUCAUGGACUUAGAGCUCUGCAAAUUUCUUCACGAGAAACCAUUUUCAACCAUGGAAGCUGCCACACACGAACUGAUACAUCCAACAGUAGAUGUUUUGCUGUCAAGGCUUGCAGUAAGAAACCUGAUCAAAACAUUCAUCUUGAAUCUAAGUUAAAUUCGGUGUUGGACAGUGUGAAAUGGGAUGAAAAGGGUUUGGCUGUGGCUAUAGCUCAAAAUGUUGAUUCAGGGGCAAUUUUAAUGCAAGGAUUUGCCAACAGGGAUGCACUUGCUACUACAAUUGCUUCCAAAAAAGCAACUUUUUAUAGCAGAUCAAGAUCAUCAUUGUGGAUAAAAGGAGAAACUUCCCUUAAUUUCAUCAAUGUUCAUGAUAUCUUCCUUGAUUGUGAUCGUGAUUCUAUUAUAUAUCUCGGAAAGCCUGAUGGGCCCACCUGUCACACUGGAGCUGAAACUUGCUAUUACACAUCCGUUUUCGAUGCCUUAGAUGAUCAACCACAGGUUGAAGAAAACAAUAAACUGGCAUUAACAACAUUGUACUCAUUGGAAUCCACACUUUCUAGAAGAAAGGAAGAACUUUCAUCUCCUCAACAAGGCAAACCAUCUUGGACAAAACGUUUGUUGCUUGAUGACAAAUUAUUAUGCAAAAAAAUCCGGGAAGAAGCAGAUGAGUUUUGCAGAACACUGGAGGAAAACGAAGAUGAAUCACGAACUGUGUCAGAGAUGGCAGAUGUGUUGUAUCAUGAAAUGGUGUUAUUAAUUCGCAGAGGAUUAAAAUUUGAAGAUGUUCUUGAGGUUCUUAGAUGCAGAUUUACUCAAUCAGGGAUCGAAGAAAAAAAUAACCGAAAACCAAAAAUCAUCAACUGA
Molecule: messenger RNA, 951 nt
Organism: Lactuca virosa
Lineage: Eukaryota; Viridiplantae; Streptophyta; Magnoliopsida; Asterales; Asteraceae
Source: the annotation of a GenBank genome assembly